Zootoca vivipara (common lizard) is the source of this 3014-nucleotide messenger RNA. RefSeq lists its product as uncharacterized. Lineage: Eukaryota; Metazoa; Chordata; Lepidosauria; Squamata; Lacertidae. The record is from RefSeq and is a predicted model, not a curated record.
UGAUUCCUGUAUCCCGAUUCCUACUUCUUCCCGCAGCACAAAGUUAAACUCUGGAACUCUCUGCCACUGGCUGGCCACUGAGAACAGGAAGCUGGACUGUCUGGCCUGAUCAGGCAGGCUCUUCUUAUGAGCAUUAAGCUAUCAGGUCCGUUUGGAAUAAAAACGCCUUUGCCCCGAGGGAAGGGAGGGAGGCGCUCCGCACGUGCUCAGAGGCCCCAGCAUUUGUCCAAGGCGCAAAGACGGCAAAGGAAGGGGAAGGGUGGAUCUAUGGGGCGUGUGACCUCUCUAGGGGGCGGCGAAAGAGACCAGCUGCGCCGGAUCUUCCUCCGCGGGACUUUCGCUUUCCUUUUCCGCGGUGCUGUCGGGAACCGUGCGCGCUAAAGGCCGUGGGGUGGGGUGGAGAACGGGGGGGCUUCCACCCAGGGGGUCCCAGCACCCCAAAUCCCGGAGGAAGAGCCGCGCCCCGGGGGUCCCAGCCUGGGAGAAGCUGGCUUCGAAUUCCCCCUGCAGCGCGUUCCGCAGGUCAACUCCCGGGACCCUGGCCGGCGAGAAGAGAGAUCCAGCCAGGAGGGCGCGGCUCUUUCCGGGGAUCGGGGUGCAGGGAUCCCUUCAGGGUGGGUGGUCUACUGAGCGCAGGAUCCGCCCCACCGAGUCAUGUCCGGGGGUGAAUCCUGGAGCAAGGCAGAGGAGCGCCGCCGACAAGCAUCCCCCAGCCAGGACCAGGUUCAAGACACGGCAGAGAGCGGAAGUUGCUCCACGGCAAACAGGGCCUCGAGUCAGACAGAGGCGGGCUCUCUGGAGUCACAGCUGCAGAAUUUGAGGGGUUCCUUGCACCCCUUGGCCUCCCAGUUCCUCCAAGCUCAGGAGGUGGUUGUCGGAAUCGCUGCCCAGCUGUUGGCCAACGACCAGCCCCUGAGAAGCAGCCUGCCGGCCGCAAAGCCCAGCCUUCUGGAAGCCAACCAGGGGCUCCGUCAGCAGCUGAGCGACCAAGAGGAGCUAGUUUUCCACCUGCGGGAAGCAAAUCGGAAGCUCCAGAGCAGCCUGGAAGACCAAACGGCCCGCAGGCUGGAAGAGAGGGAACUGCGGGAGCAGAAAGAGAAAGUGUCCCGUCUGCUGAAGGAGAAACAACAAGUCCAGGAGAAGCUGAAGGACCAGGAAAAACUGGUGUCCGAGCUGCUGGAAAGGAACGGGAAGCUUCAGCAGGAGCUGGAGGAGAAGGACAUUCGAGUGUCGCACCUGGUGCAUGAGAAUGACUGGCUCCGUCGAGAGAAUGCGAGACUCCAGAGGGGCCCCGGAUCCCAGAGAUGGACUUCUUCCUUCUGGCCACGUUCAACUCCCACACUCACAGCCUUCCCCGUCCAGGUCUGGACCACUGGGCAGACGGGAGGCUGCGAGAAGGACAUUGUCAACGACGUCUCCAAGCUCCUGGAGGGCCUCGGCAUCUCCCUCCGCCAGGAGGGUUACGAAGAGAAGUCGGACCACUUCCUCCUCCUCUUCUGCGCUGUCUUCUCCCGCGUGGGCAGCGACAUACUCUGUGCCCUCGAGGCGCUGAACAGAGUGCGAAAGGCCGUCCUGGUCGUCCUGCACCACAAGUCGAAGGGCAGCACCCAAGAGAUCUUGGACACCCAGCGGCAGGUCUAGCACGAAGCCCUGGUGCGCACGGUGCAUGCCUGCUACAGCAUCCAGGACGGAUUCUACCCCUGCGAGAUGAACGAGGCCGCCGUGGCGUCUGUGGCGAAGGCCAUCCAGGAGCAGAGGGGGAGCUGAGCUACAGACCCAGCGCUCCGACUUCUGUAGGGUGGUUGACCGCGGGGCGGGGGGGCAUGCAAAAUGGGAGUUUUGGGGGAGUGAGGGUGCUCGCUGCAACGCACGUUUUUCGGACUGGCCUGGCUUGGCUUGCUACCUCGAGGCUCCCUCCACUCACGCUGGGAUGUCAUGAUACGGGUGCAGAGCUCUCAGAAGAAGGGGCCUUGUCAGAGUCAGAGCCUCGGGUCCCUCUAACUCUACACUGGCCGGCAGGGUUCUCUCCCCGCCCUACCUGGAGAUGCCAGUGGAGAUUUUACCUUGGACCUUCUGCAGGCUAAGCAGGUGUCCUAGCACUGGGCUAUAGCUCUUCCCUCUCGGCACAGGGUUGGCUCCCUUCAGCUGGGGAGAACGUCACCUUCAAGUUUCCAAUAGCCAUCGGCCCACUUCCAGCCAUGAUACUAGCUGGAGGGAGCUAAAAGCCAGCCUUUUUGCAGGAACUCUGCAUUACAAAGUCACAUUGAGUCUCAAAGCUGGAACAGCUCUCGAGUCUGGUUGGUCCAGGAGAGAAGUGCAAACAGUUUUACAUUUUGAAAUCAGGGGUUUUUAGAAUUGCAAUUGGGGUUCAAGUGUAAAUGGCGAUGGUUGGGAAAUUCCCUCCCGGACAUCCAAAAUCUGCAGCCAGGUUGAAGCCCAGUUGCAAAUGUCCGACCAUGUGCGUAUGUGCUUUUCACACAGGAGCACAUGCAACUGUGUGAAGGUUUUCACAAUUGUUAAGCAUGCCGCUGCAUUGACGGUGGAGACCUGAGCACCCUCUAUGCUUCUGCUUGUGUGUGUGUGCGCGUGCGCGCAUGGCUGAAUUUGGAUUGGUGACGGGGGUCUUUCGGCUUUCUAAGCCUCCGAGAGGAAGGCGUAAAAUUAGAGCUACACUUCAGAGAUGGUGUGGAGACAGAGAAGACAAAUGCAGGUCUGAUCCUGCACAUGUAUUAGCAACUGUUGUGUCCCAAGUGUGAAAUGUGGAAUAAAGCUAAUAAAUUGGGCUACGGAGCCACUGACUGCUUUUUUGUUCCCAUCAAAAUCCAGCCUGCGAACGACCUUUUUUAUCACAGACCUGUGAGAUCGGCCUAUGGGUGCUGCAAAUUGGUAUCGUCAGCGAUGCGUCCUAAAAUAAUUUUCAGAACUGCAAGUGACUUUUCAGCCUGAGGAAGAGCAGAUUGAGACUGGGGUUACGGACACGCCAUAAAGCCUAUUUUCCCUCCGUGGAAUUGGGG